AUGGUGAACGCAAUCCCAAAGCCUAUCAAGGACAUCUGGGACGAAUGGAGUAUCCGAAGUACCUUAAUCUUCAGUCUUAGCCUUCAAACAUUCCUCAUUUUCUUUGCACCUCAAAGGAAACGCGCAUCUAGCAAGAUCUUGCUCUCUCUCAUCUGGUCAGCUUACCUUCUAGCUGAUUGGGCAGCCAAUUUCGCCGCCGGUCAAAUCUCAGAUAGUCAAGGAGACGAUCCAGAGCCCGGAGAACCGGCCAAGAAUGGUGAGCUCUUAGCCUUUUGGGUUCCCUUCUUGCUCGUGCAUCUCGGUGGUCCAGAUACAAUCACUGCCCUUGCCCUUGAAGAUAAUGAGCUAUGGCUCAGGCACUUGUUGGGUCUUGCCUUUCAAUCGAUUGCAACCGUCUACGUGUUUCUGCAAUCGAUACCCAACGCUCUUUGGAAACCUAUAUUGCUGGUGUUUGCGACAGGAAUCAUCAAGUAUGUCGAGAGGACAUUAGCGUUGUACCUGGCAAGUCUUGACAAGUUUAAGGAUUCCAUGAUUCAGCGGCCUGAUCCUGGACCAAACUACGCAAAGCUCAUGGAGGAAUACGAGGCUAAGAAGAUUAUGAAGAUGCCUACACAGAUCAUCAAGAUUGAAGAGCCCGAGAAAGACCCAAGAGACGAUGCUGAAGUUAGGCCGGAUUACUUCACCCACCUCAAUAUUCUCCAGUACGCUUAUAAGUACUUCAAUAUCUUCAAAGGUCUUGUGGUUGAUCUCAUCUUUACUUUUCAAGAACGAGCUGAGAGCAAGCGAUUCUUUAGCUCACUUGACGCAGAUGAAGCUCUAAGAAUCUUAGAGGUUGAGCUCAACUUCAUCUACGAAGCUCUUUACACGAAAGCUGAGAUUCUGCAUAACUGGAUAGGAGUCGGCUUCAGGUUCAUUGCCCUGGGAUGCCUUGUAGAAGCUCUCCGCAUCUUCACAUACAAGAAGAAGGACCAAUAUGAUGGAUUUGAUGUUGGCCUUACUUAUGCUUUGCUGAUAGGAGGAAUAGCUCUGGAUUGCAUUGCUCUUAUUAUGUUCUGUCUGUCUGACUGGACGUUUGUCAGAGUGAGGAAGAUGAAGGACGAGGUGGACGAUGAAGACCAAUGGCAAGAUAAAGUGCUUAACUGGAUUCUUGAGUGGUUUCUAGGGGCCAGGGAGUUGAAGACGGAGAUGUACAAAUGCUUCAAGGGUACCAAGGGUACCAAGUGUACACCGUGUGAUGAAGCGAACAAGGCAGAUGAAGUUAACUGGUUCGUCAAGUAUUUAAAUUCGAUGCUCAUUUUCAUGAAGUUGAAGAACGAGGAGCACAAAUGUAAAACGUGCCAUAAAGUAUUGGACACGAGGUUCCUGGUUCGCAGGUGGUCUGAGUACGUACAUGCACACAACCUGAUCGAAUACUGCCUAGGGUUAAAGCCGAAGCGAAUCCACCAUACCAAAGGUUUAUUUCGCACCUUGCUUGACUGGUUUAUCAAAUACUCUCUCGUUGGAUACGUCUUCGAAGGAAUUCGAAAAGUAAUUGUACUCUGUUUCAACGCCAUAAAAAAGGGAAGUGAUAAGGCUUACAAGUGGUUAGACCUUAAGAUAAGUCUUUUGUGCAAGAAUGGAAAACUGAUAACUGAAGAUCGUCUUAGGUGGUGCAUCUACUGGACAUUUUGGAUUCCUCAUCUACUUGGAUAUCUGAUAAGAAAAUUCAUGGACUUCUUUGGGAUCCAAGCUCAGCUAGAGGAGGUGUUCUACACAUCCAGUGAUCGUCUCACCAUGGAUAUGUGGGUACACAUCUUCACAGAGGUUAAAAAAAAAUCCCGUUUCGCUGAUGGCUCAGAAAGCGCCAAGCGGGUAUCUUCAGCUAGAGGUGACUGGACUCUGCGUGACAUACCAAGUGGUGACGACAAAAUAGCAAACAUGCGUGACAAACUUCUACGCUAUGUGAUGGAAAUGGAUUACGAUCAGAGCCUCCUCGUGUGGCAUGUUGCCACUGAGCUCUUAUACCAAACAGAAGCCGACACAAAUGACAACCAUAGCUACCGUGAGUUCAGUAAAAUCCUUUCAGACUACAUGAUAUACCUCCUGAUGAUGCAACCCACUCUGAUGUCAGCUGUCGUGGGUAUUGGAAAGAUAAGAUUCAGAGACACGUGUGAGGAGGCUAAGAGGUUCUUCCAACGGAGGCAUAUCACGGAGACUGAUGAAAAGAUCGAAGAUGCAGAGAAGGCCAGCAUGGCAAUUUUAUCUGUGAAGACUCCAGCAAAAGCUGAUCCUAUCGACGUGAAAGGUGAUAGAAGCAAGUCUGUGCUGUUUGAUGGGGGCAUGCUGGCAAAGGAUCUUAGAAGGUACAGGGAGCUUAUAAUCAUCAAGGAGCGCCAAGACUCAGAGAAUAACAAGGAGCGUCAAAACCAAGAGGAGAACAAGGGCACAAAGAAGGAAAGUGCCGACGCAAAGAUGUGGAACAUGGUGAGCCAAGUGUGGGUUGAGUUGCUUUCUUAUGCAGCGACUAAAUGUGGCGCUAUAGAACACGCAGCUCAGCUAAGCAAAGGUGGAGAACUCAUCAGCUUUGUCUGGCUAUUGAUGGCUCAUUUUGGACUAGGAGACCAGUUCCAGAUCAAUCAAGGAGAUGCCAGAGCCAAACUGAUCGUAGGCAAGUGA
Molecule: messenger RNA, 2655 nt
Organism: Arabis nemorensis
Lineage: Eukaryota; Viridiplantae; Streptophyta; Magnoliopsida; Brassicales; Brassicaceae
Source: the annotation of a GenBank genome assembly